This is a messenger RNA of Panicum virgatum (switchgrass), 1869 nucleotides long. RefSeq names its product germin-like protein 3-7. The coding region runs from base 995 to 1660 and encodes 221 amino acids. The transcript has a single exon. Gene Ontology annotation, molecular function: manganese ion binding. Lineage: Eukaryota; Viridiplantae; Streptophyta; Magnoliopsida; Poales; Poaceae. Gene Ontology annotation, cellular component: cell wall. The record is from RefSeq and is a predicted model, not a curated record.
UUGAUGCUACCUGCUGCAAUGGGUGCCUGCCGACUUGUACUAGUCGUUCACUUCGGUAGUUAUCAGCUAUCACGCGCUCAAACCACGCGCCUUGGGUUCGGUUCACCUGCCAUUGGAGGAAAAAACUCUUUUGCGCGUCAUACCUCUCUUGCCAUUGGAUCGGAGAAACCUCUCAUGAAUGACCGGGUCUCUCCACCGAACAACUUUAACCACAGAACUUUGCACGUCAGGGUCAAGCCCUACUCCCUUCGUCAUGGCUGGCGAUGAUUGCCAAUCCUCAGCCAUUAUAGAGCGCUUGGAUCGCGAUCCGACAGCUUGGAUGAACUGACUUGUUGCCAUUUAACGGGACCCUUAGAGCAACUUCAGUAGGACUUCUAAAUUUGAGUGAGCAAAUGUCCAUUUAGAAGUCCACUUCUAAAUUUUAUUCACCUAAAUAUGUGCCUCCACUCCAGCAGACUAAGUAAAUUAGGCUUACAACAGUUGGCAGCCCAAAUAGAGGGCCACUAAAUUGGGGGUGGGGGGAGAAAUUUGGAAGGCCUACCCAAAUAGCAGUCAAUUUGCUCCCCCUGCUGGAGAUUGAUUUUUUAUGUCAAUCGACUAAAUCUUCAUAUGGAAGUCCAUUUGCUCUCCCUACUGGAGUUGCUCUUAGAAUAAAGCACUCCAGAGAGUAGAUUGACGAUCACCAGCACACCAACCGCAACUUGACUAUAGAGAUCGUGAUUCGUGAAGAAAGAGCUUGUGAGCGAAGGCUUGUUGGAGUGCUUGGAAACAUCGCACACGACCAGUGUAUGUGGAUGUCUGCCUCACCAGUCACCAAGACUUCGCUCAACAUUUGACCCCUUCCACUGCUUUGACAUUUGUCCUCUCACCACACUUCCUUUGCUAUAUAGCCGGAACCGGAACAGCAUAGCUCCAAAUUGCCAAUCGGUGAACAAAUUACGCGUCAUCACCAUCACCGUUCACCAGGCACGAACGGAGAGCUCGCUCGAGAGCCAUGUCGAGGCCGCCGGCGUCGUUGCUCCUCCUCCUCCUGUCGGCGGCGACGCUCGUCGCCACCUGCCGCGGCGACCCCGAGCCUGUCCAGGACUUCUGCGUGGCCGCGCCACGGGGCGACGGCGAGGCGGCGUUCCCGGGCCUCCCGUGCAAGCCGGCGUCGACGGUGGUCUCCGACGACUUCUUCUUCGCGGCGCACGCGCGCGCGGCGAGCACGGACAACCCGAUGGGCUCCGCCGUGACGCCGGGCAACGUGGAGGCGUUCCCGGGGCUCAACACGCUCGGCCUGUCCCUCAACCGCGUGGACCUCGCCCCCGGUGGCGUCAACCCGCUGCACAGCCACCCGCGCUCCGCCGAGCUCGUGCACGUCGAGGACGGGGAGAUGCUCGUCGGGUUCGUCAGUACGGAGGGCAAGUUCUACUCCAAGGUGGUGCGGGCCGGGGAGAGCUUCGUGAUCCCGCGCGGGAUGAUGCACUUCCAGUACAACGUCGGCGCCGGCGCGGCCAGGGCCAUGACGGUGUUCAACAGCCAGCUGCCCGGCGUCGUGCUCGCCGCGCAGUCCCUGUUCGGGGCCGAGCCGGAGAUACCCGACGCCGUGCUGGCCAAGAGCUUCGAGGUGGACGCCGAGAUCAUCAAGCUCCUCAAGUCCAAGUUCCGGAAAGGAUAGUGGCCAGGCCAUGGUGUCCCCAGACACAUGGCGGAAGCUGCUCGCUAGAUUGGUCGUUCCAUAGUAGUAUAAUUUUGUUCGAGUACAUAAUUGUUUUGCAUUUGAUACUUUGAUUCGAUAGUUGGAUGAUGAUGAUCAAUAAAGUUCAUACACAUAUACUAAAAAAAGGUAAACAUGAAAACAUCAUGGAAAAGAAAAUUUUGUUUCCA